Molecule: messenger RNA, 674 nt
Organism: Cherax quadricarinatus
Lineage: Eukaryota; Metazoa; Arthropoda; Malacostraca; Decapoda; Parastacidae
Source: RefSeq, a predicted model, not a curated record
CAAAUGUCUCAUUUAUCAACUUAUGUUAAUAUGUUAAUAUUGCAGUGUUUUUCGUGCUGUUUGCUAUGCAACGGAGCACAUGCAACACCACUGACUCUACACUGACGGUGGGCACCUGUCUGCCCUCCACAGACUGCAACCGCAGCGGUGGUAGAUCUUCAGGGACCUGCGCCAGGGGCUUCGGUGUCUGCUGCAUAGCUCGUCACAGCUGUGGGGAGACCACCAGCUAUAACAACACAUACUUCGUCAACCCCAGCUUCAACAGUACUGACUCAGGGACAGGAGCCUGCACUCUCACUGUCAACCGCGUCAACACCAGCAUCUGUCAGCUUCGUUUAAACUUCAUUGACUUCCAGUUGGCGCAGCCGGACGUUGACGGUAACUGUAAUGUUGACUUCCUCGCCGUCAGCCCGUCCUCCACAGUGCCAAGAAUCUGUGGCUCCAACAGUGGACAACACAUGUACCUGGACGUGGACCCACUGGGUGGACCAGUAAGGGUGACGGUGGACCGCUCAGGUAUAGCAAUGAACCGCUCAUGGAUCAUCCAGGUGACGCAAAUCACUUGUGACUCACGGGACACGGGUGAGUACAGCCACCAUAAUCAUCCAGUGUUUGCCUCUUUUGUUUACAAUCGAAAGAUACGAAUUCGAUACCGGGGACGGGUGAAGACGUGA